Mya arenaria is the source of this 1203-nucleotide messenger RNA. Its product is annotated as carcinoembryonic antigen-related cell adhesion molecule 5-like. The transcript has 4 exons. Bases 1 to 1203 code for a protein of 400 amino acids. The record is from RefSeq and is a predicted model, not a curated record. NCBI's taxonomy places the organism in Eukaryota, Metazoa, Mollusca, Bivalvia, Myida, Myidae.
AUGUUCUUAUACCAUUUCACAGCUACUUCGUUUACCAUCUCGGGUAACAGCACGGGAACUGACGGGGCAUCAGUGUCUCAGGGCGACAACUUACAGAUGAUUUGUUUCUCGUCAAGAAAUGAUAUUCUUCUUGUAGACUGGUACAACAAACCACGCGACAAUAAUUACUUCCCAACAUCACCUACAGUAGUAAUGAAACUGGAUGCUAAUGGAACAUGUCUCUUUCACCCGUCUUACCUAGUUCCUACCAACAUGAACUGCGGCUGUGUAAGCAUAUCUAAUUACACGUGUACUCUCAUCAGUGUGGAGACGGACAUGAAGGGCGAUAUGUGGAGGUGUAAAUUUGCAUACGGCACUCAAGCGUCGUCGACGUUAGCGUAUACCAAUGAAUUGACUAUUGAUUUGACAGUUGGCAUUACGUCGACACUAAUAUCCUCUCCAAUCGACAACCCCGUGUCCGUUAUAGUAAACACAGAAGGCACAUUCCAGUGUCAGACGUCCCCUGGAAACCCUGUAGCCUCUGUCGUUUGGUACAAAGACAACAAAACCACUUCUACAGCAGACGACAUACAAAUAACCUCUGGAACAAGUACAUCAUCAACACCGGACGGGGAUCUGAUCGUGACGCAUGGGACCCUCACUUUACAGGUACAGAGAGAUGACCAGGACUUGGGUGUGUACUGCCGUGCAAGAAACAUGGAACAGUGGUUCACUUCCGGAACAAAGAUGAUAAAUGUUCUAUACGGCCCUGAUCCUCCUGUGUGCAAAGCCAACAACGUCAAUGUUUCACCAUCGUUGAUUGUCAUUAUUGGCAGCAUGUUCUCAAUAUCCUGUACGGCUGACAGUAAUCCACUGCCGACCACAUAUCUACUAUCUGGACCAGAUGGGAUUAACCUACCGUUGAGCUUUACUGGCAUAACGAGGACACAGGCAGGAUCGUACACCGUUGAGGCCAGGAACAGUAUGUCCGCAACUGGGAGUGGUAGUCCGGUUACAGCCCGAAACUUGACGUCCUUUACCAUAGAUGUAUUGUACUUGCCCUGGAUGCCAACAAUACGUGUGGAUGGUAGUACCGUAAAGGGUAUGGUGAAUAUCAUCGAAGGCAACAGCAAGGUGUUCAACUGCAGCACUGACAGCAACCCGGCCAGCAGCUACAGCUGGACGUACCCACGUGGAUCCACGGCUAACAGAGCAUUGCAAUAA